[Torrubiella] hemipterigena is the source of this 2280-nucleotide messenger RNA. The record is from the annotation of a GenBank genome assembly. NCBI's taxonomy places the organism in Eukaryota, Fungi, Ascomycota, Sordariomycetes, Hypocreales, Clavicipitaceae.
CCGCCUCGCCGCCGACCUAGCUUGGCGGCACCUCGGGUUUAACUGGGUCAGGGGACGGGACCGGGAGCGUCGUCAUAAGGUGCUGGCAACCACCUGUCAUCCCGACAACCCUUCCCAUCAUCACCACCACUCCCGCACACUUCGCCAUGGCUACAACAGGUAAUGCUGGCUGGGCACAGCUCAGACAGCAAGCGAGAACAUUAGAAUCCCAAACGGAGAGCAUGUUUCAUACCUAUUCACAAUUCUCAUCCGCCGCAAAGGUCUCGCCAAAGCCGACAGAGGAGGAAACCGAAGCAGAGACGAAAAUCGAAGAGCUGCUGGAAAAGCGCGAAUCGACAAUCGCCCAAUUAGCCAGACUGCUCGACAGCGAGUCCACGCUCACAUCGUCGGCCCUUAAGCAAAAUAACCUUUCGCUCCUCCGCGAAAAGCUCUCAGCGCAUAAGCGAGACUUGACGCGGCUGCGCUCAAGCCUCCAGACAGCCCGCGACCGAGCAAAUCUCCUCUCCAAUGUCCGCGACGACAUCAACCAGUACCGCGCCAACAACCCGGAAGCCGCGGAGGCAGAGUAUAUGCUGGACGAGCGCAAUCGCAUCGAUAACAGCAACAACAUGACCGAUAGUAUCCUGAGCCAAGCGUAUGCCGUCAACGACAGCUUCAACCUCCAACGAGAAACGCUGGCCAGCAUCAACCGACGCAUCACGCUCGCAGCUAGCCAGGUCCCUGGGAUCAACACAAUUAUCGGCAGAAUAUCAGCGCGAAAGCGAAGAGACGGUAUUAUUAUGGGCGGCUUUAUUGCAUUCUGCUUCAUUGUUUUCUUUUGGUUCAUGUAACACUAUAGGCUGGCACCUUUACGACAAAACAGGGCAAGCAAGUUUCAUGGGAUUCAGGCGUUUUAGAGAGAGAGGUUACCACCAGCGCAUUUGUUUAUUUCAGCGUGCAGCGCCGUUGUUCUUCUUCGUCUUCUUCUUUUUUGUAAAAAGAAACCUAGCAGUAGCGACGGUUCAAAAGAUGUCUAUUAAUAUACAAGAGGCAAGUCUUACUAGCCUCGUAAAAUGUUAUACAUGGAGAAUGGUUUAUGCUUUUUGUUGAACAAGAUGUUCCUUGCCGCGAGAUUGUUCUCUAGCUGAUGCUGGUAGCUUGGCCUCCUUGCCAAUAUCGUCGACAAGCUUGGCCAAUCCCUUGGCCAGACUCUCUCGCUCGUGCUCCUCACUGGGCCCACUGCCUGCCCAACGAAUGCGACAGUGCUGGUCCACCAGAUACGUGUAUCCGACCUUACUGUUCAGCAGGCCAAUCGAUUCGCGAAUGUUGUCGGUAAUACCACCGCGGACGAGAAAGUACUUGUCCCAGUCACGCUCGGGGAAUCGCUUGCGCAGAGAGCCCAUGAAGAAGCUGACGAGCCACGCCUUGCCUGCAUUAUCCUCGUAGUUGAUGUUGACGUGCUGUGCUAUGGUUGGGUUUUUCGCAAGAACUUCAUGUAGCGCCGGGUUAGCCUCCUUUGACGCAAAUGUGGCGACCUGGGACUCGGCCCAUUGACUGCUGAAGAUGGAGACGACAGUGGCUCGGCCAGUCAUGAGGGGUGUUGUGUCGCGGGGUUCCUUGUCGUCCUUGAGAAUAGUCUGGCCGUAGAGGUUGGGGAAGAAGAGCGAUACUUCAGCCUUGAAGAGGCGAGGCGGCGCAAUAAAGGAUUUACCCUUGUGAUGCUGCAGAUUGCCCCAAUCACGGAAGUAAGGUCGGGCGAGCUUAGCCGUCCUACCCAAAGUUGUCCGGUUAGUACAAUCUCUAUACAUCAUGUAUCGGUAUGCUGUACAUACAGCUCUUUUCUUCGCUCGAGAUGCUUGUCGUAAUCGGAAAAGUCUUUCUUGCGCUGUUCGCGCGUGCGGUUGUCGACGCCAGUGUUCUCGCCUGGUCGUGGCGGCAGCGGCAUGCCAAUCGGACGGGGCAGUGGCAUCGGCGUAAACUCUCCUUGGAAUUUCUUGCCAUAACUUCGGGGCGCCUCAAUGGCCGGGCCGGAGAUGUCGCUCUUGGGAUCAAAGGAGGUGCCGGCCGCGGGCUUUUCGGGACGAGCUGCACGCAGGGCCGACGAGGUAAACGAUCUUCGCGAUUGGCAGUAGAGACAGGUAAGCGGUCGCCUACCCAGGCUCAUGAGAGCCAUCUCUACUCGUCGAGACGACAUCGGGGAUGCGAUUAAAUUAGGCGGCUGCCGAGAAACGCGGUUGAUGCAAUGACGUUGCGCCUCGCUAUGUAAAGCCGAUGCUGUCAGUGGCCAGUGGGACAGAGACC